Messenger RNA from Rhincodon typus (whale shark), 963 nucleotides. RefSeq names its product protein phosphatase 1 regulatory subunit 12B-like. Gene Ontology annotation, cellular component: Z disc; cytoplasm; A band. Bases 469 to 948 code for a protein of 159 amino acids. Gene Ontology annotation, molecular function: phosphatase regulator activity; enzyme inhibitor activity; protein kinase binding. Lineage: Eukaryota; Metazoa; Chordata; Chondrichthyes; Orectolobiformes; Rhincodontidae. The transcript has 6 exons. The record is from RefSeq and is a predicted model, not a curated record.
UGAGAACAAAACAAAACUUAUCUGUAUUAAUACAUCAUCAAGAAGUGCUCCACCCCUUGAACUGUACAAAGUUUCAAAAUGAACGAUCAUGUUUUGAUGACUAUCUCAUUUUCGUCUUAUGAUGCAGUUCAGGUAAAUUGAAAACCGCUUUGUUGCAGCUGUGGUGUUUUGAAAGACUCCUUUGGGAUUUAUUUGAUGCCUUCAUCUGUUUCUUUUUAAAUGUGCUGAGCUCUUGAUCCAGCUAAACAAGAACAAAUCUCAGCUUGAAGACCAACAAUUCGUCUAACAGCUCUAUUUUCAUUUUGCCUGUCAAUCUGCACUUUUGUAAAGCAAAUCUCAACAAUUGCAGCUUUGGACACGGAAAAUCAGUUCUGAAGGCAACGUGUUUGAACAUAGAAAAAAUCUUGCUCGGAAAAGUAAAUAUAGUACAGUAUCCAUCAGUUCUUGAACUCUUUGGAUUUGGUAACUAUGUCAGCGCUGUAUUCUAGGAAUAAGGAUCUGAUGAGGAACAAGAAACCGCAGCAAGAGACACCACCUUGUUCACCUUCACCCACAAGCAAGACAUUCAGACAUGAUCGAAUCAGCAGGUUGGAUUCAGGAUCAUCAAAUUCCUCAUCAGCUGACAGUUACAGUGAUCGUUUGUUAAGUCGAACCAGUUCGUACACACGCAGGGAGAAUCGAUUGUCAUCCCUUAGUAAAGUAGAACAGGAAGACAGUGUAAAGGAUUACAAGAAGUUAUAUGAAGAGGCCUUGACUGAAAAUGAGAAACUUAAAGCCAAACUGCAGGAGGCACAGCUGGAGCUCACUGAAGUAAAAACACAGCUGGAGAAAGCUACACAGAAACAAGACCGGAUUUCUGAUAAGUCUUCAAUGCUGGAGAUGGAAAAAAGGGAAAAACGUGCUUUGGAAAGGAAGGUUUCUGAAAUGGAGGAAGAGCUAAAGGUAUGAUUGUUGUUUUAUUUC